Messenger RNA from Labrus mixtus (cuckoo wrasse), 5003 nucleotides. RefSeq names its product mannosidase, alpha, class 1A, member 1 (gene man1a1). Bases 220 to 2091 code for a protein of 623 amino acids. Gene Ontology annotation, biological process: N-glycan processing; carbohydrate metabolic process. The transcript has 12 exons. The record is from RefSeq and is a predicted model, not a curated record. Gene Ontology annotation, molecular function: calcium ion binding; mannosyl-oligosaccharide 1,2-alpha-mannosidase activity. Lineage: Eukaryota; Metazoa; Chordata; Actinopteri; Labriformes; Labridae. Gene Ontology annotation, cellular component: endoplasmic reticulum; extracellular exosome; Golgi membrane.
UCUGAUCUGUCUGCAGAGAGUCUCCGGUAUGGGAAGCCACCUCACUCCUCAACUUUUUACCGGCGAUUUUACCGCUUGUACUUUACAUUUGACACGCUUCACAUCAACUGGACAUGGAUUCCUAGAACGGAAUUAGCAGGAAGUGAGCCCCGACGAGUUACUUCGAGCGUUUUGAAUUUUUUUUUUUUUGGGGGUAGUUGUUGAAGCAAGAGGGGGAAAAUGCCAGUUGCAACUCUUCUACCUUUCACCGCGACCCCGAAUAGGAAGUCAGCCAGCCCGACCUCGUUCAGGUUGACUGAGAAAUUCAUUUUGUUAUUAGUGUUUAGCGCCUUUAUAACCCUCUGUUUCGGGGCCAUUUUCUUCUUACCGGACUCGUCAAAGCUGCUUCACGGAGUUUUCUUUCAUUCCUCCGCGGUGGAGACCAACACCCGCACCGGGCAGCAGGACAGCGGGGACCCGGGUUCGGCUGGAAACGACGAGAAGGUCCUGGCCAAAAUCAGGAAAGACCACGAAAAGGCUCUCAUCGAGGCGAAGGAUACUCUACAGAAACGUCCCGACGAGAUCAAGCAGGACAUUUUGAAGGAGAAGGAGAAAGUUCCCAAGGAGAUUAUAGGUCGAGGUGGGAAGGAUGGCAAUAAUUUACCUUUCGUUGAGUAUCACCGCCCACCGGGGGCGACCGGGCACGAACCUCUGGACCCCGAGACCCGGGAGAGACGGGCUAAAGUCAAAGAGAUGAUGAAACAUGCGUGGGACAGCUACAAGCGCUACGCCUGGGGUUCCAAUGAGCUCCGGCCUGUCUCCAAGCAAGGCCACUCCAGUAAUCUAUUUGGGAGUAUAAAGGGAGCGACGAUCGUGGAUGCUCUGGAUACCCUCUACAUCAUGGAAAUGUUUGAAGAUUUUGAAGCUGCUACUGACUGGGUGGAGAAGAACCUCGACUUCAAUGUGAACGCGGAGGUGUCUGUGUUUGAGGUGAACAUCCGGUUUGUUGGAGGGCUGCUGUCCGCCUACUACCUGUCUGGAAAGGAGGUGUAUCGUAGAAAGGCUGUGGAGCUCGGUGAAAAGCUGCUGCCAGCCUUCAAAACGCCCACCGGCAUUCCCUGGGCUCUUCUUAACCUCAAGAGUGGUAUUGGUAGAAACUGGCCGUGGGCAUCAGGUGGCAGCUCCAUCCUGGCAGAGUACGGCACCCUGCAUCUGGAAUUCAUGCACCUCAGCAAACUCUCAGGAAAUCCUGAGUUUGCACAGAAGGUAAUGAACAUCCGGAAAGUACUGAAUCGCCUGGACAAACCCCAGGGGCUUUAUCCCAACUACCUGAACCCCAACAGCGGCCAGUGGGGCCAACAUCACGUGUCUGUGGGCGGCCUGGGCGACAGUUUCUACGAGUACCUGCUCAAAGCCUGGCUGAUGUCUGACAAGACUGACGACGAGGGCAAGAAGAUGUACUAUGAUGCUCUGCAGGCGAUAGAAACCAACCUGAUGAGGAAGUCCAGCAGCGGGCUGACCUACAUCGCCGAGUGGAAGGGGGGGCUUCUGGAGCACAAGAUGGGCCACCUGACCUGUUUCGCAGGUGGCAUGAUCGCUCUGGGUGCCGACGGGGCGCCCAGCGACAAGACAGGCCACCAGAUGGAGCAGGCCGCCGAGAUCGCCCGGACCUGCCACGAGUCUUACGCAAGAACCGCUUUGAAACUGGGCCCUGAGGCGUUCCGCUUCGACGGCGGGGUCGAGGCCAUCGCCACCCGGCAGAACGAGAAAUACUUCAUCCUCCGCCCCGAGGUCAUCGAGACGUACAUGUACAUGUGGAGGUUCACCCACGACCCCAAGUACAGGGAGUGGGGCUGGGAGGCUGUUCAGGCCUUGGAGCAGCACUGUAGAGUAGAAGGAGGCUACAGCGGCGUCAGAGACGUCUACGCCUCGAGUCCGAACCACGACGACGUGCAGCAGAGCUUCUACUUGGCCGAGACGCUCAAGUAUCUCUACCUGCUCUUCUCCGACGACGACCACCUACCGUUCGACAACUGGGUCUUCAACACGGAGGCUCACCCUCUGCCCGUCAUCAAGAAGGACCAAACAGACAGACCCAACACGGUCGAGUAACGGAACCAAAACAAAACAAAAAACACAGCAAAGUGCGAGAAACCUCUGAUCCUGUAAACCUGAGCCUCCAGCUGAAAACUCUUUAGCCAUUGGGAGUAACAGAUGCCUCUUUAUGGGAUUUGAUUUUUGAAUGGGAUCAAAAAAGGAGUUGAAGCCUGUUGGCACUGAUUCCUGCUGUAGAUUUGAUUUUUUUUUUGUCUGUUUUUUGGAGCUCUGGUUGAUUCCAGCUGCUGAUCUGAACAAACGUAUCGACCGCUGGAUUACGUAAACACUCAUCCAAGGAAUGCAGUGGUAUCAUCAGAGAGAUUAAAUAUUCCUGCAGAAUCAAAUCCUCUCUGAAGAUUUCAUUACAUUUAGUGGGCGUCGAGUUCACGUCCUGGUUUGUUUCAGAGUCGGAACAGUUCUCACUUUGUCGGUCAAUGAUUUUGUUGUUUGUAGCUGCUGCUGCUGCUGCUCCUGUUUGUUUCUGUGUGGAGACCUGGACCACUUGUCCCCCUUAAUGUGGAUACUUGUGGACAACUUUUGGGACCCGAAAAUCCAGAAGAACUCCGGCUCCAGUCUGAGGGACUUUGAAGGCUGACGGCUAAAGGACGCUCCAUGACAUCACAACCAAACUUUGUCUUAUGCUUCAAAAUCUGAUUAGGAUCCAACGAUUGUCCCCAAAAACCACCUUGCUUCCAACUUCCUCUCCUUCAGAGGACGACUCUGUCCUCUAGAAAACACCUGGGUGUCUCUGUGGGGAGUCAAAACAAAGACGCAGCACAACCCGGGCCUUGUUUUUUUUUUUUAUAAACCCACAGAGCUUUUGAGACGUCUGCUUCCCUCCAUCACACGAGCGCCUGACAGCUUCUUCCUCCCUCAGAGCUGAAGUGUGACACCGGACGAGUCACACCAGCUCUGUACCUGCCAGUAAAUUCACCCUCACAAAGUUUACACAAAGCUGUCCCCCUUCUUCUUCUUCUUCUUCUUCUUCUUCUUCUUCUUCUUCUUCUUCUUCUGGAGAGCUCAUACACGCUGUGUUCAGAUUUACUUCCUUUUCUCACAUUGUCACAUUUUUACAGGGUUUGACUGAAACAGGUUUUCUAAAGCUGAUGACUCUGACUUCUUCCAACAAAUACUUUCUGAAUCUUCACACACAAAUUGCACAUUUCCCCUUCUGUAUUUACUGAAUGUUAUUAGAAAAAAGCCCUUGUUCGAUGAUUACAGGACUUUGAGCGUAUAUAAAAUCCCAUAAAAGUCGACAAAAUCUUACAAAAAUGGUCUCUACAACAUUUCAUGCUCUCUCUCGCUCGGCCGACGGAGUCAGCUCAGCCGUAUCAGAGCGUGGUAAUGAGUUGGGCUGUGAGAUAGACGGUUGAAUGCUCGGGGAAAAAGGACCUUGAGUUCAUUUUUAACUCGUCUGAGCUACUGUGUUACAGAGUCACACAUACGUUCUCACAGCCAAUCGGUUUGUUGGAUGAAAGCAAUAUUAUGUAACAAUUAACCUUAAAAAAACAUUAGAGGGCACUUUGACUUUUAAUAAGACGAUUGGAGACUCUCUUUCCCGCUUCAUGCCCCAAAAGCAUGUUUGCCUCUUACAGCUCGUUGCUUCGAGCAUGAGGGGAAACUCCAAAUAUCCAGCAAAUUCAAAAGAAAAUACAUGAUGCAUUCAGGGCGUCGAGUUUCCUUCAAAUCAACUGAUCGCUUUCACGUCUUCUGAAUGAGGACACUUACAUCUUAUUUCCUCUUUAAGGGUGUCUUAGACGUCUCUCUGUGUGUCAAAGCAGAGGAUUCAAACACCAGGUAAUGUUCUCUUAAGAGGAAACAUGUGAUCUUCUUUAAAACCUGUUUCUGUCAUCUCCUCCUCCUCCUCUUCUUCUUCUUCUUCUUCCCUGCAUUGCUUCUUCUCGUCUCCAUCCUGCAGCCGCAGCGUAGAGCAGGCUGCAGGAUCUUCUCUCCUCUAUGAGGAGACCCAGACACUCGACUCUGCUGUGAUAUUUCACCUUCAAACACACACACACACACACACACACACACACACACACAAGAAGCCAUACUGAUUGAAUACAGCUUUAUCAUCCUGUCCCUGAGCUUUUUGUUCCCUCUAGAGUCGUGUCAGCGUCAUCACAGUCUCUCACUCAGCGGCUUGUUUAGACAGAUGUAAAGGUUUCUCCUGAUGUUAUACAGAACUGUAGACCAGAUCAGACCCCGUGUUUAGUCUUUAAUCUAGUGCCUUCACUGUUGAAAAGGAGGAGAGGAGAGCAGCUCACACAAACACAAGAGUUCAGUCUUCAAAUAUUCACUGAGCUCUUCCCAGGAGUGAAAUACUAAAACCAGACUCUGUCAAAGGACAAAUCCUGCUUUUUGAAUUCAAGAUUUCAACAAGGAAGUCGCCUAAAUAUUGGUUUAAAAAACCUGCCGUGUUUGCUUUUUUGUCUGUGAUGACUGCUGGAUCAGACCAACAGAGGUCUACAGGUAGAUUUCAUCUUUUCAAAUUCAAGUGGAAGAAUCCUCCUUUAUGCCUUUUCAUCCUCAGAAGUCUUAGUUUAACCGACAUCAGUCUGGAAACAUGAGUCAUCGUUCAUUCCCUUUAUCACGCUGACAUCUAGUGGUGAGACUGUGUCAUUACAGCCCACAGAGAGUCUGAAAAAGUGGAGAACAUUAAAAAUGCUGAUGUGUUAGGAAGGAAAUGUUUCACGUGAAAAUCAGACUCAUCUUCUAAAAUGUUUUUCAAAAGAUAAAAACAGUUUUUAUGAUUUAUGACGCCUGAUGAAAGGACCCGAGCUCAGCCAGAUGUUCAUCACUUUGAGCCUUUAGAUGUAUAUCUGAGACAUGAUGGAGAAACGUGGUGAAUAACAAGCAGUCUUAAGUUUCACUGGAGGAUCCAGAGACAUGAAUCCAUCUGAUUUAAAGUUCAAAUCUCUUUUCAAAAA